AUGGAAAGAAGUGAGCCGAACGCAGGCACGUCGCCAGAGGCACGUGCCCCUCGGGCCCUGCGCGGUGCCUCCCAGGCUCCCCAGGGUGCCGCAUUGGGCAGUUCUACUGCGGCCGCGACCAGCAGCGCCCUUCCUCUCGUCGGCGCGGGGCUUUUGGGCGCGGGAGCGGCAGCGCGCCGCUCUGCGCGCCAGGCUCGGAGAGCGAGGGCCCGAUGUGUGCGGUUGGCGGAGAGCCGGUCCGCGCAGCUGCAGAAGCUGGUACACCUGGGAGGCAGCCCAGAAGAGAAGGCCCUCGUGGUGAAUCUGGAUAGCAACUUCUACGGCAGUUUCGCAGAGAUCGGAGCUGGCCAGGAGGUGUCGCGAACCUUCCUGCAAGCCGGCGCAGCUGCCGGCACCGUGGCGCGGUCAAUCUCCGCCUACGACAUGAAGAUGUCCGACCUGGAUUAUGGAAAGGCCGCGCGCUAUGUCACCCGAGAGAGGGUGGAGCAGAUGCUGAACAAGGAGUACGAUGUGGUGGAGAAGAACCUCCGAUCUACCAAAGGCGAGAGGUUUAGGGUUCAGGGUUUAGGGGGGGCACAUAUAAUGCUAGAAUCUGGAGAGACGCGAACAAGAGGAAGGUCCCCAGAAAUAGGGAUGCUGGCAUAA
Messenger RNA from Symbiodinium sp. CCMP2456, 645 nucleotides. Lineage: Eukaryota; Dinophyceae; Suessiales; Symbiodiniaceae. The record is from the annotation of a GenBank genome assembly.